Lycium barbarum (goji berry) is the source of this 1957-nucleotide messenger RNA. Its product is annotated as probable beta-1,4-xylosyltransferase IRX10L. Gene Ontology annotation, biological process: glucuronoxylan biosynthetic process; plant-type secondary cell wall biogenesis. Gene Ontology annotation, molecular function: 1,4-beta-D-xylan synthase activity; glucuronoxylan glucuronosyltransferase activity. NCBI's taxonomy places the organism in Eukaryota, Viridiplantae, Streptophyta, Magnoliopsida, Solanales, Solanaceae. The transcript has 4 exons. The record is from RefSeq and is a predicted model, not a curated record. Bases 460 to 1710 code for a protein of 416 amino acids.
ACAAUCCACCAAACACUAAAUCUAAAAUGAAAGGCUCGUCCCAUAAUAGGAGUAAUCUUUAUACACUAUUCCAGUGCACCAGUAAUGGUACCUGAUACAUCCAAUAUAAUAAUAUUGCCAACUUUUUCAAGAAAAUAUUUCUAGCAGUUAGCUUGAAAAUUGACAUCCAAACCAAUCCCCACUAUCCCCUUCCUCUCUGUUUCUUGAAGCAAAUUCUUACAAACCUCAUUUCUAUUUUCUUCUCACAUCUUAGCUGUCUUUGAAAGAACCCCAGUAGCAAGAAAAAAAUACUACUAACAACUACCCCAGCUAAUGACAUUCUAACUAUUGAUUCCUCCUACCCAUUAUUAAUAACAAAUUUCCUUUCUUUUUGUCACUGGGGCAUACCAAUACCCAUUAAAUCUUUGGUCUUUUUGUUGUUUUUGGCCAAAUUUAGACUUAUUACUUCCACUACAGAAAAUGAGGAGUUGGACAAGGGGCUUUUUUGGGUUUCUUUAUCUUGCUUUCUUGUUGAAAAUUGAAGGCUUGAGACUUAAUAGGUUUGAACAAACUGAGAGAAUAUCAGGAAGUGCGGGUGACGUCUUGGAAGAUAAUCCGAUUGGAAGAUUAAAAGUUUAUAUUUAUGAGCUUCCGAGCAAAUACAACAAGAAAAUUCUACAGAAAGACCAGCGAUGCCUCAACCACAUGUUUGCUGCUGAAAUCUAUAUGCAUCGUUUCCUAUUAUCCAGCGCUGUUCGAACCUUUAAUCCUGAGGAAGCAGAUUGGUUCUACACCCCUGUUUACAGUACUUGUGACCUGACACCGAAUGGCCUUCCUUUACCCUUCAAGUCACCACGUAUGAUGAGGAGUGCAAUACAACUUAUUGCUUCUAACUGGCCUUAUUGGAAUAGAACAGAGGGGGCUGAUCACUUCUUCAUUGUGCCACACGAUUUUGGUGCUUGUUUUCACUAUCUAGAAGAAAAAGCUAUUGAGAGGGGAAUUCUUCCAUUGCUCCAACGUGCUACUUUGGUUCAAACUUUUGGACAACGAAAUCAUGUUUGUUUAAAGGAUGGCUCAAUUACAAUUCCUCCAUAUGCUCCCCCACAGAAAAUGCAGUCUCACUUGAUCCCUCCAGCUACUCCUCGGUCUAUCUUUGUUUAUUUCCGAGGCUUGUUUUAUGACGUUGGAAAUGAUCCAGAAGGUGGUUACUAUGCGAGAGGUGCUCGAGCAGCAGUGUGGGAGAACUUUAAAGACAAUCCUCUCUUUGAUAUUUCUACCGAGCAUCCAACUACUUACUAUGAAGACAUGCAGAGAGCUAUCUUUUGCUUGUGCCCCCUGGGAUGGGCCCCAUGGAGUCCGAGAUUGGUUGAAGCAGUUAUAUUUGGAUGCAUCCCUGUUAUUAUAGCAGAUGACAUUGUCUUGCCGUUUGCUGAUGCAAUCCCCUGGGAAGAUAUAGGCGUGUUUGUAGCAGAGAAAGAUGUCCCAAAUUUGGACACCAUUCUCACUUCUAUUCGACCAGAAGAAAUAUUGAGGAAGCAGAGAUUGCUUGCCAACCCUUCAAUGAAGCAGGCAAUGUUAUUUCCAACACCUGCUCAAUCCGGUGAUGCUUUCCAUCAGAUCUUGAAUGGACUUGCACGUAAACUGCCACAUGACAAGAGCGUUUACUUGAAGCCCGGGGAGAAGUUCUUAAACUGGACUGCUGGUCCAGUUGGUGACCUCAAACCUUGGUAGAGGCUGCUUAAAUUCAUCUGAAUUGUAAAUUUUAACAUGUAGUUUUUGAAGACUCAAUAUUCAUUUUUGGACCUGUAGGGCUCUGCAUUAGAGGUAUGGGUAUGUUCACUUUCCUACUCGCGUCCUUAUGAUACUAGGAUGGUGUCAGAAAUUUCUUUCAGUUUUUUUGUAUUGCUUCAACGUACAGGUUACUUCAGCAUUUAAGCAGUCUCAGUUAAGAGCUAAUGUUGAUCCCUGAUUUCCGACC